Messenger RNA from Pungitius pungitius (ninespine stickleback), 2039 nucleotides. It is a transcript of the gene cdc42ep3, whose product is annotated as CDC42 effector protein (Rho GTPase binding) 3. Gene Ontology annotation, biological process: regulation of cell shape; positive regulation of pseudopodium assembly; positive regulation of actin filament polymerization. The record is from RefSeq and is a predicted model, not a curated record. Bases 517 to 1590 code for a protein of 357 amino acids. Gene Ontology annotation, molecular function: small GTPase binding. Gene Ontology annotation, cellular component: membrane; cytoplasm. The transcript is spliced from 2 exons. NCBI's taxonomy places the organism in Eukaryota, Metazoa, Chordata, Actinopteri, Perciformes, Gasterosteidae.
AGGAGGAGACUUGCUUCAGAAGGGAAUAGGAGCCGGAGAGCGAUUCCAAAACAGCUGUCCCGCAGGCGUCCCAGUCGACAGAAGAGCAACCCCGAGGCAGAGACAGGAGGCAGGGCCGAGUCAACAAGCCACACGAGCAGAACAGCAGCCACUGGACACACACACACACACACACACACACACGUCUCCAGCGCACAUCAACCACAGAGGUUGCAGCGUUCAGGAGAACACGAGCAAUACCUGGGAAGGCUCAAGGUCCCCCUUACCGGAACAUCAGAGGAGAGUGGCCAUUUGACCUUUCUACACCAUCGGGCACAUCACCAGUCCUGCUUGGAAUCCCAUUACCUAAUCGAUGCGGCAAAUGCUGAGAUGCUUUCUGGAGUCCUUUUCUCCCCGGUGCAUUACUGAGAAUGUAACUGGAGCUCCUCCCCGGGGGAAGUGCAACGUCCACAACUUGUAGAGCAUUUCCGACUUUUCUAUUCCUGCAUAUCUGUGAUCUCUUCUGCAGUUACAGCCAUGCCAGCCAAAGCACCCAUCUACCUGAAACCCAACAAUAAUAAGAAGGGAAAGAAAUUUCGUCUCAGAGAUAUUUUGUCCCCGGACAUGAUCAGUCCGCCCCUUGGGGACUUCCGACACACCAUCCACAUCGGCAAGGGCGGUGAGAGAGAUGCCUUUGGAGACAUGUCUUUCCUCCAGGGAAAGUACGAACUACUCCCAGGGAAGGGAGACGUCCACCCUCAGUACGCCAUCCACAGUGAGUUUCUGAGAGCAAACAGCACCGGGGACGCGUCCUUUGCGGAGACCCCCUCUCCGGUGCUGAAGAACGCCAUCUCCCUCCCAACUAUUGGUGGCUGCCAAGCGCUUACCCUCCCCCUCAUCUCCUCCACUGUGUUGCCAAUGCCUCCGGAGCCGCUGGAGGACAUUAUGGGGUCCACCAUAAAACCUGACAGCGCAGAAGAGGUUGAGAUCCUGCAGAUGGAGACCCUGUUGCGCUCCAUUGACGUCUUCAUCAGCGAGCCUUCAUCUCCCAUCUCAGAUAUGCAAACAAAGCCCGACGUCCUCCUGGAUCUGCUGGAGAGCACGCAUAAGUCCACCUUUAAGGCGGUCGCCAAGACUAACGAAAAAAACAAGAGUGAAGCCAGGUUUGACAAGCCAUCGUCCUAUUAUAUCAACGGUCACAGCAGCAGCGCCUUCAAAGCUAACAGAAGCCUGAACCGUGAUAUGAGCCGAGGCAGCUGUGACAGCAUAAGCGGUAAAACGGACUUCCAAAAUGAGAUCUGCAAUGGCAGUAGGCGUGUCAAUGGCAACGCCAAUUGCAAUGGUUAUGAAAUAUUUAACCAAGACAUUAACCUGGGCUUCAAGCAGGAGCUCUUGAAGUGUAACGGAGAGUGGGUGGACAGGGACAGUGGGGUCGAGGAGGGCCGCAUCUGUGAUUUGGAGUUUGAGUUUCUCAAGGAGAAGAGCAUGUCCGAGGAUUCCCUCACACACAUCACAGGGUCUUUCCUCUCCCUUGAACUCGACCUAGGCCCGUCCAUCUUGGACGAUGUGCUGAACAUAAUGGAUAAACCUGCAGAAAAGAGCAGGCCUUGAGCUGUGCUUAGGACCCAGCAGGAGAAAGGGAAUUACUAGGCAGCAGCCACGAGGAGAGAAAGACUCAAAAAGCAAUCAAAAUGGUGUCUGGAUAUAUCAUUGAGAUGAAAAUGAGCUCAAUAGACGGAGCUGCUAAUGUUUUAAUGUCAAAACAAAUAACUAUUCUGGCUUCUAUGGAGUGUUUAGUAUUAUUCUUUCUGUUUGCCAUGUCAGCCGCAUGUUUAAGAUGCAUGUGCUAUUGAGUUACAGCUAAGCCACAGCCAUAGUGUGUUUCUUUUUUAAAUAACUAAAAAUGCUAUAUCAUAGAUUUAUGUUCAAAUGUUGAUUUACACCGUAUGUAUGUACAAUAACAUUGUGGCCCUUCCCUUUUUUACACAGUCUGGAACAUAUAACAUAUGCCAUAUAUUGUGGCUUUAAGAGUGUUAAACAUUAUUUGUCUGUCACAUUAC